Leptinotarsa decemlineata (Colorado potato beetle) is the source of this 618-nucleotide messenger RNA. It is a transcript of the gene ND-B18, whose product is annotated as NADH dehydrogenase (ubiquinone) B18 subunit. Lineage: Eukaryota; Metazoa; Arthropoda; Insecta; Coleoptera; Chrysomelidae. Gene Ontology annotation, cellular component: mitochondrion; respiratory chain complex I. The record is from RefSeq and is a predicted model, not a curated record.
UAUAGAUUCUUUCAGAACUGUCAGUGUCACUUAUAAAAUUUGUCAUUAGUGUGUCAGUUUCUUACAUAACAUAACCUCAUUAUUAAAAUAACUAGAAUUUCCUGAAUUAUUCAAUUUUUACUUCUAGUAAAAAUGGGAAACGGCUUUGGACAUGUCCCAAGGACUGGGUUUGACUUAUAUUUCAAACCUGAAAUAACUCCCAGCCCCCACGAAGAACCUACAUUUGAUCCAUUAUUAGGUUUCGAAUCAGGGAGAAAAGAAAGAGUCAUGAUUGCGACCGAGGAAGAAAUGAGGUCUGCGAAGUUACCACUGGAAGACCGUGACUACUGCGCCCAUUCACUUCUGAAAUUCAGAACCUGCAGAAGAGAUAAUUUUCCAUGGGUUGUGAAUUGUUCACAUGAAAAGCACGAGUACCUCAAUUGUAAAUACGAUGACUUUGUAAUAAGAAUGAAGGAGUACGAACGAGAGAAAAGGUUAAGAAUUAAACAGCAAAAGGAAAAUGCUGCAGAAGGAGCUUGAACUAGAAAACUUGAAAUAAAAUGUGAAGUGUAUACAAUUAUAGUUUGUUUUGAAUAAGACUUUGUAUUUGUCUUUAGAUAAAUAUUGGUUCUAUAGUAA